GCUCGCUCGCACGCGCCCCGACGGUGCCCCGCGUCGACCCCGGCCGUCCUUCCGGUCCCCCGCGCCGGCGGCCGUCCCGCUGAGACAUGAUGUUCACGUCCAAGUCCAACUCGGUGUCGCCGUCGCCGUCCCUGGAGCAGACCGACUCGGACGCGCUGGACAUCAGCACCAAAGUGCAGCUGUACGGGGUGCUGUGGAAGCGGCCCUUCGGGAGACCGUCGGCCAAGUGGUCCCGGCGGUUUUUUAUCAUCAAAGAGAGCUUUCUGCUUUACUACUCUGAGAGCGAGAGAAAGAGCUUUGAAUCCAAUAAGUACUUCAAUAUACAUCCCAAGGGGGUCAUUCCUCUGGGCGGCUGCCUGGUAGAGGCCAAGGAAGAGCCCAGCAUGCCCUACGCCAUGAAGAUCUCACACCAGGACUUUCAUGGGAACAUCUUGCUGGCUGCUGAGUCCGAGUUUGAGCAGACGCAAUGGCUGGAGAUGCUGCAGGAGUCUGGGAAGGUGACUUGGAAAAAUGCCCAGCUGGGAGAAGCCAUGAUCAAAAGCCUGGAAGCCCAGGGGCUGCAGUUGGCUAAGGAAAAGCAGGAAUAUUUAGACAAACUGAUGGAAGAGACAGAAGAACUCUGCCUACAGAGGGAGCAGAGAGAGGAGCUUGAACGCCUGAACCAGGUGCUGGAGGCUGAGAAGCAGCAGUUUGAGGAGGUGGUGCAGGAGCUGAGAGUGGAGCAGGAGCAGAUCAAGAGGGAGCUGGAGCUCACGGCCAGAUGCCUCAAGGGUGUGGAACAAGAGAAAAAGGAGCUGAGGCACCUCACAGAGUCCUUGCAGCAGACGCUGGAGGAACUCUCCAUAGAAAAGAAGAAAACCCUUGAAAUGCUAGAGGAGGACAAGAACCAGCCACAGUCCCUGGCCAGUCAGAGUGAGCAGCCACCUGCCAGUGGGGGUCUCCAUAGCAACCUACGGCAGAUCGAGGAGCGGAUGCAGCAGCUGUUGGCAGAGAAGCACCUUGCAGAGAAGCGGAUGAAGGAGAAUGAAGAGCGUUCACGGGCCCUGGAGGAGGAGCGGGAAUUCUACUCCAGCCAGUCUCAGGCAUUGCAGAACUCGCUGCAGGAGCUGACAGCAGAGAAGCAGCAGGCUGAGCGGGAGCUUAAGGCUGAGGUCAAGGUCCGCAUGGACCUGGAGCGGCGUCUGCGGGAGGCCGAGGGAGCCUUGCAGAGCCUGGAACAAGGGCUCAACUCCAAGGUGCGAAACAAGGAGAAGGAGGAGAGGAUGCGGGCUGAUGUGAGCCAUCUGAAAAGGUUCUUUGAGGAGUGUAUCCGAAACGCAGAGCUGGAGGCCAAGAUGCCUGUCAUCAUGAAGAAUUCGGUGUAUAUCCACAAGGCUGCCACUCGCCGCAUCAAGAGCUGCCGCUUCCACCGGCGUCGGUCUAGCACCUCCUGGAAUGACAUGAAGCCAUCCCAGUCCUUCAUGACCUCCCAGCUGGAGGCCAACAACAUAGAAGAGCUGAAGGAGGUGGCCAAGAGGCUCAGCCGAGACCAGCGCUUCCGGGAAUCCAUCUAUCACAUCAUGGCCACCCAGCCUGGAGCAUCCUCAGCGCUUCCCCGGGGCGGAAAGUGAUAACACUACCCUGUCCCCUCCACUGCCUCCUCUCUUUCUCUGUUCUGCUGGUCUGACGCCACCUGAGGUCCAGUCUUACCCUUAAAGAACAGGGGUGCUACCCUCCCUUGGUUGCAUUCCACACUCUGCCCUUGGUUCUACACCAGGUCCAGGCAGGCCCAUGCUGGACACCUCCUGCCUGUCAUGGUGAGGUGGUGAAGAGGCCUAGCUGUGUGUGGUUUUUGUUGGUCAGGAAGUAAGGUAGGGCCUAAAGACCACAGCCUCAUUGGUGCCCACAGUCUCCCUUCUAUGACUCUCCUGCUGUGCCCCUAAUCCUCUUGUUUGAUGAAGAGUCUCACCUCCCCACCGGCAGGCCUCUCUUCCCUAUCUAACUCUUACCCAGCCUUUCCUGACCCCCUCAGCCAAGGCCCCUCAUAUUCCCCAUCCUGGGGGAGAGAAGAGAAGACUCUAGAAUAGCAGCCCCAGGCAUAUGGCAUUUCGCGUAGUUAAAUGGGCUGUAGGACCACUUGUGGGCUCCCUGGCUGCCUCUGCUGAGCUUACUUUCUGCAGGGCAGCACUCUGAGCCGGCAUAGACCCCACCACAUCCCUCUCAGGCUCUGACCGGAAGCUAGGGAUAGCGCCAAUAUUGAAGGCUGUUCUAGAAGACACAGCAAAGCUCAGCAGUGGAAGGAAGCAGGCCGGGCUCCUGUGUUAUCUACAGCCAGGCAUUAUCUCCAGCUGUCUCUGGCUGCAGUGACCCUGCUCGUUGUGAGAACAUAGAUGUCUCCCUCCUGCUCAACCACCUUGCUGCCUCCUCUCAACACAGAUACUUCAUCCACUGAAGCCACGAACCCAGCUACAUGGGGAACUUGGGCAUUAGUUGGCUGUGUGUCAUUAGACCACCAAUCUGAAGCUGGGCACCUGUGGCUCCCGCCUGUAAUCCUAGCUACUCAAGAGA
Dipodomys spectabilis (banner-tailed kangaroo rat) is the source of this 2547-nucleotide messenger RNA. RefSeq names its product pleckstrin homology and coiled-coil domain containing D1 (gene Plekhd1). The record is from RefSeq and is a predicted model, not a curated record. NCBI's taxonomy places the organism in Eukaryota, Metazoa, Chordata, Mammalia, Rodentia, Heteromyidae. The transcript has 13 exons. Bases 87 to 1610 code for a protein of 507 amino acids.